GGUGUGCUGAUAAAGAAUGUCAACCAGUUUGCAGUGUUCAGUACAGUGUAGUUGUUGUCCUAUUUUGGCAUUAUCUCAGCAAGCCAUAUAUAUGUUGUGCUAACAAUGGCAUAUUCUACUGGAAAAGCUGGCUGGACUGUAAAACUGCUGUUCUUUCUUUUGUAUGUCCAUGGAAGUCAAGGUCUAAGAUGUCAUCAGUGUUCUGGAGUGACAGACCCCCACUUCUGUUCUAUGGUUGUACACUGUGCUGCUGAUGAGGAAUGUCAUACAGAGAAAGUGAUAGGAGAGGAGUCUGCCGUAUUUUAUAACUCAGGAUGUCAGAAAAUCCAGUUAUGUCAGUUAGCAGCAAAUGGCAAGAGAAGUGACUUACAUGUAUGUGAAGGUUGUUGUGGGACUGACCUGUGUAAUGCUGAACUAUGUCCUGCUAGUAACAGUACAUCUCCAGGCAUACAAUGCUAUCAGUGUGAUCAGGUAGAUUCUCCACAGGACUGUCACAAUAGAGUUACCUGUGCUGAUGGGGAGCAAUGUAUUGUACAGGAGUAUGCUAAUGACAAGAUGGAGGUGAAAUACAGUCUCGGUUGUGAGACCAAACAGAGGUGUGGUCUCCUUCAGAAGCUUGGUAAGCGUUCCACCACACAGAUCUGUAAUGAGUGCUGUGAUACCCCAGGCUGUAAUAGACAUCUAUGUGAAAAUGGGAAUUCAACAAACAGUUCAUGCAAAGAUGAGCCAGACAUGGACUGUAAACUAGCAGACGACACACAGAACAUCUGUGCAGAUAGGACCCUUGCUGCUGUCAAAUACUGUCAGAAGUACUGUGGGUAUUGUUCAGCUGAUGGGUCUACAAUGCCUCCACCUACAGGAACUACAGUAGAUACAUGUAAGGAUAGCGGCGAUUUAGACUGUAAACAGAUGAAUGACUCACUCCAUUUAUGUGCUAAGAAAGAUUCCCCACCCGCUAUCUUGUAUUGUCCAAAAUUCUGUGGUAUUUGCACACCAACUUCACAAAGUGGGUCCACAGGACCUUCAGGUUGUAAAGAUUCUCCAGAUGUAGACUGCAAGAUGGCCAAUGAAACACAGAACAUCUGCGCUCUCAGAACUCUAGCUGCAACCAAAUAUUGCCCCAAGUUCUGUGACUACUGCUCUGCUGAUGGUUCCACUCAUGCUACACUUCCACCUCCAACUGGAGUAACAGCAGACCCAUGUAGAGAUAGUGGAGACAUGGACUGCAAGAAGAUGAAUGAUUCUCUCAAUAUCUGCUCCAAACCCAACUCCCCACCUACACUGCUGUACUGCCCCAAGUUCUGCGGUUUGUGUACACCUGCAUGUUCUGAUUCAGCUGAUGUAGACUGUAAACUGGCAAACGAUACACACAACAUCUGUGCACAGGGAACAAUUGCUGCGAAAAACUACUGCCCCAAAUUCUGCGGAUACUGUAGUGCUGAUGGUUCAACACAUACACCACCUCCCCAUAGUGGCAGUACUGCCAACCCAUGCCAGGACACUGGUGAUGUCGACUGUAAGCAGAUGGAUGAUAACCUUGGAAUUUGUGCCAAAAAGGAUUCUCCUCCCACCCAGAUGUAUUGUCCAAAGUAUUGUGGCAUUUGCCAAUAAACAGACAAAUAAAAUUACAUUGUGAUUCAGUUCAAA
This is a messenger RNA of Mercenaria mercenaria, 1647 nucleotides long. RefSeq lists its product as uncharacterized. The coding region runs from base 106 to 1611 and encodes 501 amino acids. The record is from RefSeq and is a predicted model, not a curated record. Lineage: Eukaryota; Metazoa; Mollusca; Bivalvia; Venerida; Veneridae. The transcript has 12 exons.